Messenger RNA from Athalia rosae (coleseed sawfly), 8981 nucleotides. It is a transcript of the gene hyd, whose product is annotated as E3 ubiquitin-protein ligase UBR5. Gene Ontology annotation, biological process: DNA damage response; regulation of double-strand break repair; protein polyubiquitination. Gene Ontology annotation, cellular component: nucleus. The record is from RefSeq and is a predicted model, not a curated record. Gene Ontology annotation, molecular function: RNA binding; zinc ion binding; ubiquitin binding. Lineage: Eukaryota; Metazoa; Arthropoda; Insecta; Hymenoptera; Athaliidae. The coding region runs from base 155 to 8746 and encodes 2863 amino acids. The transcript has 35 exons.
CGCUGGUUGAUGGCUGAUUGUUUCACGAAACAUGGCCGAAUAUUAUUCCGCUAAUGCAGUAAGUGAAAUUUGUGUGGCAAAAAAGUUUGCGCUGAGAUAAAUUUUCCAUAUUAAGCUAUAAAUCUGGGCACUCCUGUAUACCAGGGACUGAGAAAUGUCAUCGAUACACUUUGUCGUUCACCCAUUACCGGGCACCGACGAUCAGCUCAAUGAUAGGUUGAAAGAAGUUGCGGAAAAGAUAAAUAGGUAUGGAUUUGUGACGCCGCCAGCUCUUAGCGGGCUGAAAGGCUCCGUUAAGAGGAUAGUAGUUGGACCAACGCACAUAGCAUUGCUUAUGGAAGAUAACAGAAUCUGCAGAGUUGCAUUUACUGUACUUUCUGACAGAUUGGAUCUGAGCAAAAAUGAACCAAACAGAAACACCAACAAAAGCCAUGUGGGAAACAGCAGCUCUGCACCCAGCGGAAGCGGGGGUGGCGGAAGCGGUGGAAGAGCAGGUAUAUCGCGAUCUAGGGCAAGAAUGAUGCGAAAUAGUUCCGCAAUCAGAGGUGGUGGAAGUAACACUGGCGGAGGAGCAGGGAGAACGGGACCACCAGGUGUCAUCAUGGGAGGUGCGAGUGGCAGCAAUUCUCGGCCAAUAGUUUCUGUACCUGCACCUUUCGUACCUGAAGAUCUUAUAUCUCAGGCGCAAGUCGUCCUGCAGGGAAAAAGUCGCAAUCUCAUCAUCAGAGAGCUUCAGCGCACUAAUCUAGAUGUAAAUCUGGCUGUGAACAAUCUUCUGUCGCGUGACGACGAAGAAGGUGAUGACGCAGAGGAUGCUGCAGAUAGUUACGUUCCUGAAGAUUUAAUAUCCCUACUUGACGGCGGAUUUAGUAAUGAACAUUCCGUCAUCAUUGACGCCGACUCCAUGUUUUCAGAAGACAUGUUUGGAUACGCUGGGAUAAGGAGUCGAGGAAGCUCGUCUCGUAGACUCGGUGGCGACAGAGAUGGAGAACGUUCCGCAGAUAGAGACCGAGAUCGUGACAGUUUUAGUAGAUGGAGGGAUCGCCAGUAUUACGGUCCCCGCAGAUGGCUAGAAACAGCGCUGAAAGAUUCCUGGGAAAAAGAUCCAGAUAACAAAAAGAAGGAACUCGCUUCUCAGAGCCCGCUUUGGAUGUCUGAGGACUUGGAAUGGUGGCCAGAAAAGUUUGGCGAGCCUGCUCCUCGGUUUGUUCAAAUAGCUUCUUUGUACAGCGAGUUAAUUGCCAUCUCGUCAUCAGGGCAGCUCUUUCAAUGGCGGUGGGCAGACCCGGAGCCUUACAAACAUCCGGAGAACCCCAACGUUCACCAUCCAAAAAGUCUUCCGCUAGCUCUCUAUGGCGAAAAAAUAGUAAAUAUAUCUGCAACAGCUAUUCGGUGUUCAGUAAGUACUGAAAGUGGAAAAGUAGCAACUUGGCUAGACGAGCUUUUAGGCCAUGUCGCUUCUCGACUCGAACAUCCAGCUCAAGCUUUCACCGAGUUCACGUUGGACAGAAUAGUCUCUCUCCACACUUGUGCUCUCUAUACGGUCGCUAGACUUGAAAGCGGCGCUCUUUACUGGUGGGGCGUUCUACCUUUCGCGCAGCGAAAGAAACUCUGGGAAAAAUACAAGACGAAAUCAAGAAAGCACAGGCCUUCUACCGUCCUGUCAACCGACAUCAGUUACGGCAACCACGUCUGUAUGAAAAACAGCCCGAUUUACCAACCUGGAGCUAUCGGCUUCACAAUCGCCAACGGAGUUCCAAAGGUUGGUCAGCUUCUGUCUGCGGCUUGGAAUUUGGACGCUACUUAUCGCUUCAAAAUCCUACCAGCUGGGACUCUCCUUCCUACUAUUCCAGUUGAAAAACGUGAAACUACUUCAACGACUGCUGCCGUUGGACCCAGCAAGACAAAUCACAAAGAAACGGCAGAUCGUCUCGAUAUGCCUCCUCCACCUUCGCCGGCUUCUAGCACUUGCAGUGAUACUGGAAGCAUAACGACCAGCCACAAACGCCAGAAACGAAUGGCCCCUAGAGGAGACGGAGAAUCGGAGAGAAAAGAUGAAGAAGACUGGCAGUUGAAAGACGUGGUUUUUGUCGAAGACGUUAAAACUGUUCCUAUCGGAAAAGUCAUCAAGGUCGAUGGCUGUUACGUGGCGGUCAAAUUUUUCUCCAGGGACUCUAAGGAAAAGGAGAAAGAGACUAAAGAAAAAGACUUCAGUGCUUCAGAUUUCAAGGACUUGACUGCUGAAGAGCUCAUCAAACUACUCGCGGACUGCCGACUCCUCAGAAAAGACGAACUUCAGGUUAUGAAAUCCCCAUUGAACUCGAGAGCCCCAGAUUGUUUUCAGAGGACACCGCGGCGUGUAAAUCUCGUAGAAGUAGCAAAUGAAAAUUUGCUGACAAUCUCCACGGACGGACAAGGCAUCCACGCGAUACUCAAGAACGGAUCGAAGCUCAGUUACGUGGUUUAUAACCUUAGCACAGGUCGAUACGUUCAAGAUUGUUAUAUCCCAUCUGAUAUUUCCUCUUUCCUCGGGUUACACCCUCAAAGUAUCAGCCUCACCAGUGCCGGAGAGAACACCGAGUGUUCCAUGAUCCUUCGAGAUGGUAAUAACACGAUAUAUCCGAUAGCGAAGGAUUGCGCUGAGGCGAUAAGAGAUCCGAACUGGCUAGACCUUGUCCCUGUUCUGUGCAUUGGAGCUUCGACCAUUCCGAUACCUAGCUGCACAAACUCCUCCAACCUAAAGAAUCAAGUCGCAAUAAUCGCCCUAGUUUUUGACAAUCUUCUGCUCAUGCCUCGGAUACUGAGGUGUGAUUUCGACGGCGUGAAACAAGUGUUCGUUAACCUGGAGCAGGAACAAACGGACUCGAGAUUUUUCCACCGAGACGGAAUGUCCUCGCAAAUUCAAACAAUUCUCGCCGAGAGAUGCGACGGAAAUAGAAACAUACUUCACGCUUGCGUGAACAUGUGCUCACCGACUUCUAACAAAGAAAAUGAACAGGGCAUAGAGCGCGAACUCGUUGCGAAUGCAGUCGAUGGCAACACAGCGCCUAUCGAGGAACCAAUUCCUACAUUAAGCUGGCCUCCGGAAGCUUUUGACAAUACAUCCGGAGAAGAAGAUAGCUUGUUAAGUAUCGGGGCAGCGAGUAUAUCAAUGAUGAACAAAUCAGGUGGCGGGUCGACGUCAAAUAACACCUAUGUUGUGGACUCGGUAGAGCGUCGUAACAACGCAUUGCUGAUUUUAAAGUAUCUCUGCGAGAGCCCUUCGUUGGCUCCGCACUUGAAAGAAUUGCUCGUCGCCAGAGACGCGCAGGGCCAGACUCCCCUCAUGCUCGCGGUUUCCGUUCGUGCCUAUCACGCCGCUCUUAUUCUGUUAGAUACGAUACAGCGAGUCGGACGUGAUGGAAAAGAUUGCUCAACGAUGAUCCUGCCCCCAGACGCGAGUCCGGAUCUUUCGCCGCUGUUCGUUACCUGCUGUAACGAUACUUGCAGUUUCACUUGGACCGGAGCCGAACAUAUAAAUCAGGAUAUUUUCGAGUGUCGCACUUGCGGCUUAACUGGCUCUCUGUGCUGCUGUACGGAGUGCGCUCGAGUUUGUCACAGGGGCCACGAUUGCAAGCUCAAGAGAACGUCGCCAACGGCUUACUGCGAUUGUUGGGAAAAAUGCAAGUGCAGAGCACUCAUCGCAGGCCACCAGGGUGCUCGAUACGACCUCCUGUGCAGACUCGUAACAAAUACUGAUCUAGCGACCAAGAUAAACUUACGAGGCGAGAGUAUACUCUUAUUCCUCGUACAAACGGUUGGAAGACAAUCCGUAGAACAACGUCAGUACAGAUCAGCUCCUCGACAGCGUUCGACUUCUGCGAGUCGUAAAACGCCUUCGUCCGAUGUGUUUCUCUCAGGUUUGGGCGCCGAUUCUGACAUGCCCGAUCAUGAUCUGGAGCCCCCACGCUUCAGCAGACGAGCUUUGGAAAGACUUUUGAACGACUGGCCAGCCGUGCAGUGCAUGAUUAUGUCUGGAGUAUCGGAAAACCAAACUUCCGAUCAACUUUUUGGCGACCAAGGUCAAACUUGCAGACAGAGCGGAACUGCCCUGCUUGAUAAAUUCACCCAUUCUCUCCUCGUUAAAUGCAGCGCAGAGAUGCUAGACACUCUUCUGACGACGUUGAUCAGAGAAUUGCAAAAUGAAAGCGUCCCUGGAAGACAAGAAGAAGCGAACAACGUCGCGCGGAGAUUCGUGAGAUCAGUGGCCAGGAUUUUCGUAAUAUUUACAAUCGAAAUGGCACCGAAUACAACAAAACGGAGGAGUGCUAGUCAGGCGUCGCAACCCUUGAUGAAGUGUCGCAGAGUGUUUCAAGCUUUGAUCAAAUUGGCCGUUGAAGAACUGUGUGAAACUGCGGAUUCUCUUAUCGCGCCGGUCAGACUCGGAGUAGCUCGACCUACAGCACCGUUCACUCUCACCAGCUCUGCAAUCGAAGUAAUAAACGGAUCCGAGGAGCUCUUUUCCAUCGAACCACUCAUUCCGCACAGUGGAGUUAGCACCCAAACUCUCGACAGUGCGCUUCAAUCGCAACAAGGAAAUAACAACAUCGCAAUCGCCAGAGAUGCCUCUGCGUUGGAUGAAACCGAGGGUGGAGAAGAAGUCCCAAUGGACUUAGAUGGAGACAUAAGCGAGCAUGAAGAGUCCGGAGUUCCGGGGGCAAACGUCAGUCAGCCUCUCGGAGAGGUCGACAGCAACGUCGGUGGAGUUAGCGAAGAGCAAGCUGGAGACGGGGAAUCUGACACGGAGCUUGAUCUUCUCGCGGAAGUCGAGACGGAAUCCGACUCGGACGACAAUCACAGCAAUCAAGAUGCAGCCUCCGCCCAGCGCAGCGUUCAGACUGGAGCUACCGCUGGUUCAGACGGAGGAAUGGGAUCCAUUUUAAUGUUCCCCGAAGACGAGUCUGGCGAGUCUAGUCAACAGGAAGAUGACGAAAGCGAAGCUGGUGAGACCGACGAACAAGAUAACGAAGAAUUCCAAAUUGGAGAUGAGCAGCUGGAGCGGAGAAGAUAUGCAAUUGUUCGUUGCAGUGGAACCACUGGGCAUCCCCAUCGGAACAAUCUAGCUCCAGUUUCGAUGCAGUGGGCAAUAAGGAACAGGGAAUCCAGCACACGUACCGCUGGACUGAGGGUUACAGGUGGUAGCAAUUUGGUCUUCAUCGAUCCCUCUUCGCUCAGACGAUCUACGACCACUUCUGCAGUCACCGCUGCACAAGAACCUAUCACUAUGGGAACAACUGCGAGCUGUCUCGCCCGAGCCUUUGGAAUUGUGAUCAGGCAAAUAGCCGACCUAUUAACCAUGAUGCAAGAUUACAAAACUCACGCACCUGCGCUGCCAAGACUGAUGGAAAUAUCUUAUCAAGACGCCAGCGGACUCCAGCUUUAUUUAGAGGGGCAUUUGAAGCCGACUUGGGAUUGGUUGGUGACUGUGAUGGAUGCUACGGAGGCGCAGCUUAGAUUCGGCGUUUCUUUGACGCGAAGUGCGGAUCCGGCACACCCGGAACAUCCGCUGAACAUCGCGCCCUCGCUUGCCGGAGGAAACUUUACCGGGCUACUCAACUCCGCCGCACUUUCCCUCACCCUGCAAAGCAACUCCGCUAGAAAUCAGCGGAGCGGAACGACCACAACUUUGAACAACGCGGCUGCCCACGGAUCCACUAGAAUCAAUGUCGGAUUCACCGGUGUCGGGGAACCACCCAGAAGCAAUCGAGACAGAGAAGGGGGCGACGCGCACUCUGCAAGACGAGAAUUUUUGUCCUACUGUUUAUCGCUUAUGCGAGCACACAAUGGAGAGCAUAGAGACAGUCUACCGGUACUCGAUGUCUCAGCUCUGAGGCACGUUGCUUAUGUCUUCGAUGCCCUAGUUUAUUACAUGCGAUCAGGUUCCGAGCCACCAUCCACCAGAGGCGAGAACCAAAAAGAAUCAGUCUCGUUUUCUGCUUGGAACGAUCAGGACGAAAAUGACAACGAAGAAGCGGAGGACGGAAACUCGACCGCUUCGACGGUGAUGGAAACGGACUCCGUAGAUUACCCUGACUUACUUCAAGUCCCUAUGUGCGUUACUCCCAACAAUGGGAACUCGGUGGCUAAGGGAAGAAAGCACCCGUUCCUCCAGAGAUCGGACUCGACUUUGUGCCUCGGUUGUCCACCUCUAGAUCCCUUUGACACGGUAAUGAGCGAGGCUCUGCCACUGGCUGAUCAGCCGCAUUUAUUGCAGCCACAUUCAAGGCGCGAAGACCUAUUCGGUGUUCCAAGACAACCUUCGAACGUCAACGCCAAUUCGACGAGCCAAAACCCGCUCGAAGGACUGCCCACCAGGCUCGGACUGUCCGCCAGACUCGCCGACAAUUCCGCUACCUCGGUAACGCCAUCUUUCAGUCAAGUCAUUCAGGGACCCAGCGCUCCCGUGCCUCCUCCAGAGAAUAAUCGACGAGGUGCAAGCGGACCCAACGAGCCAGGACCUAGUAAAACAGAGGAAAAACCCAAGGGCUUUGUUCAGCCAUCGGACAACCAGUUGCCCAUCAUAACCGAACAAGUGGACCGAGCACCUAUUAUCGUCUCACCCAACAGCCAGGGAGAAAUUACAGCCGGGAACAGCAAGGGAAAAGACAUCUGCAAGAGCGGACGUAGCGUGAUAGUGAGGGCAGGCACUGUUUCGGAAUCAAGUGUAAAUAAAAUUGGUGCACCGGAGGUGCUGGUCGUGCCAAACGUGGAGGCGCAGAGUGUUUCGGAAGAAGUUGACCCUGCGGCAUCGACUCAGGAGAUAUCUGCCCACGAAACCGUCGAAACGAGCCCCGUUGAGUCUUCGAGAGCGUUAUCGUCGAUCGGUUCAAACAUUUCGCACAACAUUUUGCUCGGUCGAUGGAGACUGUCGCUCGAUUUGUUCGGAAGAGUGUUCAUGGAGGACGUCGGACUGGAGGUUGGCUCCGUCGUGUCCGAACUUGGAGGAUUCCCGGUGAAAGAAGCUAAGUUCCGCAGAGACAUGGAGAAGCUCAGAAACUCGCAGCAGAAGGACAUCACACUUUCGAAAGUCGAACGCGAUCGGACGCAGCUUUUGAUACAAACGAUGAAGGAACUCAACACGCAAUAUAAUUUGUACAACAGACGAGCUUCCAACACCCCUCCCUUGGCCGUCAACCGAGUCAAAGUAACCUUCAAAGACGAACCUGGCGAGGGAUCCGGUGUCGCCAGAAGUUUCUACACAGCCAUUGCAGAGGCGCUUCUGGCGAACGAAAAACUGCCAAAUUUGGAAGCUGCGCAAGUGGGAUCCAAGUACACGCAGUACAACGUUCUACAGAAGUUGAAAAGCAGGGAUCGAGAUCGGGACUUGAGGCGACAGAACCCGCGAUCUUCUGGAAAAUGUCGCGAGAGCGCGCGCAGAGCUUUGUCAUUCGAAGCUCGAUCUUUUCACCCGACCGCAUCCACCGAAGGGCCGAGCGGUUCCAACUCCGGUACUUCUUCGUCAAACACUCAUCCGCUUCCCGUGAGCCACCCGAGCAACGACAAUUUGACAUUGCACCAGCAGCAGCUGGGCGACAGACUUUAUCCUAAGGUUCACGCGCUGCGCCCCACGCUGGCGGGUAAGAUAACCGGCAUGUUGUUGGAAUUGUCACCGGCUCAGUUGCUGAUGCUCUUGGCUUCGGAGGACGCUCUGCGACAGAAAGUCGAGGAAGCGUUCGAGCUGAUUCAUAGCCACAUCCAGGACUUGGCCAGCGAAGCUUUGCUCGAUCUGGAUGUGUUCAGUUUGACGGAAAGGUGCGCCGGAAAUAAGAAGAAACUGGAAGCCAGCAUAUUGGACGACAUAGAAGACAACGCUCCGCUGUUUUACUCGCCUGGAAAACGAGGUUUCUACACGCCCAGGCAAGGCAGGGCGAGCUACGAGAGAUUGAACGCUUUCAGGAACGUCGGAAGAUUAAUAGGUCUCUGUUUACUGCAGAACGAAUUGUGCCCGAUUUUCCUUAAUCGUCACGUGAUAAAGUACAUUCUAUCCCGGCCGAUAAGAUUCCACGAUUUAGCAUUCUUCGAUUCGGUCAUCUACGAGAGUUUGAGACAGCUCGUUGUCGACGCCGAGACCAAAGACAGCAACAGUUUAUUCUCCGAAUUGGAUCUGAACUUCAGCAUCGACUUGUGUCCGGAGGAGGGCGUGGGCUCUCUGGAGCUGAUACCUAACGGUCGCGAGGUCGAAGUGUCAGCUACUAACGUUUACGAUUACGUUCGAAAAUACGCCGAAGUUAGAAUGGUCAAAGUGCAAGAGAAGGCUCUGGAGGCGAUGCGCGAAGGUGUGUUCGACGUCCUGCCGGAAGGAGCACUGGACGGUUUGACGUCCGAAGACUUGAGACUACUGCUGAACGGAGUGGGUGAUAUAAACGUGUCUGUCCUAAUUUCCUACACAUCGUUUAACGACGAGUCGGGUGAGUCCACCGAACGACUCGUUAAAUUCAAAAGAUGGCUUUGGUCGAUCGUCGAAAAAAUGUCGCACGUCGAACGACAAGAUUUGGUUUACUUCUGGACCGGAUCUCCGGCUUUGCCAGCGAGCGAGGACGGUUUUCAGCCGAUGCCAAGUGUGACGAUCCGGCCAGCAGACGACGCUCAUUUACCAACAGCGAACACGUGUAUCUCGCGUUUAUACGUUCCCUUGUAUAGCUCUCGUCACGUUUUACGCCACAAGGUAUUACUUGCCAUAAAAACGAAAAAUUUCGGAUUUGUAUGAAGACUAAAGCCGCAUUAAUUUUGCGGCCGCUUUAUUAUCAGACGACCUUCGACUCUAAACCGUCGUCGAACGUUACACAUGGAAAACCUUUUUAGGCAAACAUCAAAAAAACAACAACAACAACAACAAAGUCACACAUACGAUUACGAGUACGAUUAUUAAUUAUGAUUAAUUAAUGAUAAUAAUAUUGAUAAUAUUAUAUAUUAAUAACAAUAAAAUUAAAAAGAAACAAAAA